Messenger RNA from Owenia fusiformis, 1766 nucleotides. The record is from the annotation of a GenBank genome assembly. NCBI's taxonomy places the organism in Eukaryota, Metazoa, Annelida, Polychaeta, Sabellida, Oweniidae.
ACUGCAUAAAAGUGUAAUACAAAAAAUAAAAUGGAUUAACAAAUCAUGGAAGCAAAAUGCACCUUUUUAACUUAUAAAGAGUAGAAAUAUUUUAUCAAACAGGAAAUCUCUGGUUAAUAAUUUACACAUGUCUGCAGAAAGUUUACAUGUACCCAAUACCCGAACUCUCAAUAUUGGCUAAUGCAAAUACAGCACAAUGGUUGAUUAUAGCUCUUUGAUGCAAAUACAAGAUAAGAGUUACAGUAUACAUGGAGAAAAGGGUUGAAGUCCAACAUUAGCAUACUAAGCCUAGAGUUAGCAAUAAAUGCCUUACUUCGAAAAUAAACCAAUAUCCAAAGGCAUCGUAUCAUGAUGACUGACAGGAAGUUCAGGAUUUACUUAAUCAUAAUAAUUUCAUCUUGCAUAAUUUUGUUCAUGUUAGCCAUAAGGAAUACUUCAAAUGAUGUAAAAGUUGAUACUAAAAUCAAAUGGAAACCAAAAUCUAAAAACUUUUUCUUGGAUGAGACAGGAGCAACUGAUUCUACAGCCAAGAAAGAUGAUACUAAUAGUGAUACAACUAAUAUUGAUACAAGGAGUCAAAAAUGUCAGAAACUAUGUACAGUAAAAUAUGACAUUGCCAAAGGCUAUCCACCAGUUGCUAAUUCUGGAUUAUACGGAGAUUAUCUAUGUCCAACGAUGUUUCGAGAUAUGUCUGAUUAUGUCUUUGGAUGGCCAUUUAGCCAUUUUCACGAAGUUGUCAAUGUACCAGACUUGAGGGAAGUUCUCGACUGCCUGCCACCUGUUCCAAUAUUGUUCUCUAAAGGUGACCCGCAGUUGGUAAGGAGUUUCAUUAAGCAACUGGGAGACCAUGUAAAACCUGGAUUUAUUCUCUUAACUGGACAGACUGAUUUCCCUAGCCCAGGAGAGAAUAAAAAAUUACUGGAUAAUCCAAAUAUACUGAGAUGGUAUGGAUCGAACCCUGAUAUAACUCAUCCAAAAUUCCAUCCAUUUCCUCUGGGAUUACAAUGUUUUGAACACGCCCAGGGGAUGCUACAAUUCCACAACAAAUAUGGAGAAAAUAUCAAAGAUAAACUACAAAAUAAUAGAGGACGUAUGGAAAAUGGAGAUUUCCAAAAACUAGCCGUACUUAACUUUGGGGAAACACAUCCAGUGCGGCGAACAGUUAAGACCCAACUGUGUAACGAAAAACAUCCUUAUAUAGAAUGCCAGAAUAAAUUAUGGACUAACAAUAUGACAGGAGAGAAUGGGAAGCUCAGUCUGCUUUACGAGAGUCUGUCCAAGUAUCCAUUUUGGGUAGCACCCAGGGGCAAUGGGCUUGAUACCCACAGGAUCUGGGAGGCCUUAUAUGUGGGCUCUAUACCAAUUGUUCAAAGAUCUCUAAUGGAUCCAUUAUUUAAAGACCUACCUGUACUUCUAAUAGACAACUAUGAAGAUCUUACAGAAAAACUACUAAAAGAUACAUUAAUCAAGUUUUCAGAAAUGGAUGUCAAUACCAAGGCACUUUACAGACACUACUGGAGGGCGAAUAUUGAAAAGUUUAGAUCUGAAAUGAUCAAAAAAUACAACCUUGCAGAUUCUGCGAGAUUUAGAUGUUGGGGAACUUAAAUUCAUUAUCAAAGUACAUGUAUGCCAAUUUUGAAUACUGUUAGAUAGGACAACAUUAUUCUGAUAGGGCGAUGUUUAUUUAGUGAUAUUACAUGCACAUAUAGCUUGAAGCUAAAUGUUAAAAAAGCAAACAAGGUACAAAGUCUGAUAUCAAAAAACAU